Messenger RNA from Acaulospora morrowiae, 336 nucleotides. The record is from the annotation of a GenBank genome assembly. NCBI's taxonomy places the organism in Eukaryota, Fungi, Glomeromycota, Glomeromycetes, Diversisporales, Acaulosporaceae.
GCAUCACCCAAGUCAUCGAUAUAUGCACUUGCGUGCGAUCCAUUAGGAACUGUGUUAGUCUCUGGAUCACCUGAAAAAAUCGUUCGUGUAUGGGACCCUCGCUCGGCCAAACAGAUCACGAGCUUUACUGGGCAUACUGACAAUAUAAGAGCCGUUUUAGUUAGUGACGAUGGUGAAUUGAUCUUAUCUGGUUCAUCCGAUACUACCAUUAAAUUGUGGUCUCUUAGAGCUCAGCGAUGUGUCAAUACAUUUACCAUUCACUCCGAUUCUGUUUGGUCUUUGCACUCUGAUCAUCCUAGGUUGGAAACAUUCUACGCUGGUAGCAAGGAUGGAUUU